Messenger RNA from Aspergillus heteromorphus CBS 117.55, 431 nucleotides. RefSeq lists its product as uncharacterized. The record is from RefSeq and is a predicted model, not a curated record. The transcript has a single exon. Lineage: Eukaryota; Fungi; Ascomycota; Eurotiomycetes; Eurotiales; Aspergillaceae. Bases 129 to 359 code for a protein of 76 amino acids.
UGUAAUUGCUUACCCGCGGACUGUCGCUUACCGGCAGUGCGCCUUGAUUCUCCCUUGCUCACCAUGCCCCACGCACAGUAUCUAGGUAUGCCUCUGGCCUGAUCCUAUGAGGAAAUUCCGCCAACUCGAUGUGCGAUGUUUUUCGUCCUGUCUUAUCGCCCGCCCAAUUUUUUUCCCCCCCGAAACAGCUCAGAUACCGCAGGUGGAGGAUCGACUGGGUGGGUUUCAGUGUAAGCCUCAAAAAGAAAGCCAUUGGGCGAGCCCGGCUAAAUUGCCUCGGCGGGGUUUUCUGUCCCACCCCCUGCUGUUAUGCAUUGGUCAUGCAGGAUGACAUUACAAACCCGACGACUACUAGUUAGUUAGAUACUGGGUACUCCGACAAAUAAUUCAGGAAUGCAAAGAAAGCAUCAGCUGAGCUCGCUGAACUGGUU